Messenger RNA from Sphaerodactylus townsendi, 2038 nucleotides. It is a transcript of the gene SDF2, whose product is annotated as stromal cell derived factor 2. The transcript has 3 exons. The coding region runs from base 344 to 1060 and encodes 238 amino acids. Lineage: Eukaryota; Metazoa; Chordata; Lepidosauria; Squamata; Sphaerodactylidae. The record is from RefSeq and is a predicted model, not a curated record.
UUCAGGAAACGAUCCGAACUUCCGGUUCUCUAGGCGCCUCGGGCAUCCGGAGUCGGGGAACAAACCGAAUGCGGCCUCCGUGCACCUAAUCGCUGUACCAUAGAGGCAGAAAUGGACGCGCGUUCAGAUCCAGAUGGGGAAAGCCCCCGCUGUUUGUUGCUAAACGUUCCGGGGGUGAUGUAGAUGUUUCCCCGCUUCCAUUUCCGGCGGAUGGAGAGGCUCCUCCCGAGUGCCUUCCCCGUCAAAAUGGUAGCUUUCAACCCGGAAGUCUCAAUCCUUUGCGGCACUCUAAUAAAAAUGGCUUUUCCUGCCUCACUUCCGGCUAGCCUGCGAGGGUGGCGUUAUGGUCUUUAAGUCGGAAGCGGUGCCCUUUUCCAGUGGAGGCGUCCCGUCCCAAGCUCCUAAGGGAACAAUGGCGGCGUGGAGACCUUACUGGCCCUGGGCAUCGCUGCUGCUUCUCCUCCUGGGACCGGGCGUCGCGCGGGGCGGCUGGGUGACGUGCGGCUCGGUGGUGAAGCUACUGAAUGCGCGCCACGGAGUCCGGCUUCAUUCACAUGACGUCCGCUACGGAUCCGGCAGCGGGCAGCAGUCAGUGACUGGGAUUGUGGCCAUGGAUGACAGCAACAGCUAUUGGCGUGUUCGAGGCAAGAUGUCCACUGUGUGUGAAAGAGGCACCCCUGUGAAGUGUGGACAGGCAAUCAGGCUGACCCACAUCAAUACAGGCCGUAACUUGCAUAGUCAUUACUUCACGUCACCCCUCUCAGGCAACCAGGAGGUCAGUGCCUUUGGGGUGGACGGCGAGGGGGAUGUCCUGGACGACUGGAUUGUGCUAUGCAGUGGUCCCUACUGGGAUCAUGCCAGUGAGGUGCAGUUCCAGCACUCUUCCACCAAAGUGCUCCUCUCAGUGACUGGCGAGCAGUAUGGGCGGCCGAUCCACGGCCAGCGAGAGGUGCAUGGCAUGGCUUACGCCAGCCAGGACAGCUACUGGAAGGCGAUGGAAGGGAUCUUUGUGAGGCCCACGGAGCUGCUGAAGAUGGAGCUGCACCGCACAGAGCUCUGAGAGCAAAAAGGAGCUCUGUCGGCAUCUUCAGACUGUUGCUGAACCUCAGGGGCGACUUGGCAUUCAGUUUCCUCUGCAAGGUCCCACCAAAGCUCCAGGAUAAAGUCCUGCCAUGGGAGGAAGGUUUUAUGCCACUGCGCAACAGUAUUCUCCUCGCCCUCCCUCCCUGCACGCCUUCUGUCCCGGAUGUUUAAGCGCACAUAUGCCUAGGAGCCAGCCAUAAACAAACCCCUUGGGUAAAAGCGCACGUUGGCAGUUCUGUGGGUUCGACUCCACUUCCUUCUACUCUGAGAGUGGGGACAGAGGUCCUACUGCCGAUAUUUUUUUAAAGGUCUUAAUGAGGGCCGUAGCCCUCUUGCUGUUAAAAGUUUACUCCUUUUCUAUUUCUUUCCCAGGUCCGAAGCUUGAAAGAAGCUGCCUGAGCUGAAUUCUCUGGCGCUUACAUGUUCCGUGACGUGGACCAACUUAGCAGGGAUUUUCUAGUCAUUUUGCUUAAUCUGAAAAUGAAACUUGCUUAUUGAUUGUGCCCUGUGACCUGGAAGUUCUUUCCUGUGUAUCGGAACUACUUGGGGUUUAUUGAAAGGUGAUGCUACUGAGGCAGAAACUCUCGGUUAUGGGGCCUGGUGCUCGUACAGCCUCUCCUUGAAUAUGAGCUCUCACGAUACUAGAACCAGGGGGCAUACAUUGAAAAUGCUGGGGGGAAGAAUUCUGACUAAUAAAGGGAACAUUUCUUCACGCAACGCGUGAUUGGUGUUUGGAAUAUGCUGUCACAGGAGGUGGUGAUGGCCUCUCACCUGGAUAGAAGACUUUUGCCUCAGCCUAGCCCCACCUUUGAAUCAGGCCUGAUAGGUAUUGAAAAGGUUGCACAAGUGUUACUAUGGAAGCCCUUCCACCAGGUGUGAGUGUGCUGUGUUGUUGGGGUCUGCCGAACAAGGGUUUGUUCAUCCAAGCUUUCUGUUGAUUAAAAAAACAAAGUGA